This is a messenger RNA of Papaver somniferum (opium poppy), 1575 nucleotides long. Its product is annotated as protein ETHYLENE INSENSITIVE 3-like. Lineage: Eukaryota; Viridiplantae; Streptophyta; Magnoliopsida; Ranunculales; Papaveraceae. The coding region runs from base 10 to 1575 and encodes 521 amino acids. Gene Ontology annotation, cellular component: nucleus. Gene Ontology annotation, molecular function: DNA-binding transcription factor activity; DNA binding. The transcript has a single exon. The record is from RefSeq and is a predicted model, not a curated record.
CUGAGGGACAUGCUGCAAAUGAUGGAAGGUUGCAAAGCCCAAGGUUUCGUCUACGGGAUCAUCCUUGAGAAUGGUAAGUCGGCUACCGGGACAUCGGAUAAUCUUUGUGAGUGGUGGAAUGGGAAAGUGAGAUUCAGCCGAAACGCUCCCGUUGUUAUCGAGAAUUACAAGUUAGAUCAUGCAAUUCCUGAUCCGAAAAGAGGCCUUGGGGCUUUUCCCCCUCGUUCUUUGCACGAACUGCCGGACAUCACAUUGGGAUGUAUCUUGUCUACUCUAACACGGCUCUGUAACCCAUCUCAGAGGAAGUUCCCCAUCGAGAAGGGUGUAGCACCACCAUGGUGGCCCUCCGGAAAUGAGGAAUGGUGGUCCGAAUUGGGCUUACCAAGAGAUCAAGGUCCUCCACCGUACAAGAAACCUCAUGAUCUGAUAAAGAAAUGGAAAGUUAUUGUAUUAACGGCUGUAAUCAAGCAUAUGUCACCUAAUUUUGCCAGGAUCCGAAGGCUUGCUAAGCAGUCUAGGUUCUUUCAUGAAAAGAUGGCGGCCAAAGAUAAUCUAACUUGGCAGGCUAUACUUGAUCAGGAGGAGACGUUAUCCAUGAAGCUCCGCUAUGGGAAUAUCUCUUCUAUGUCUUCUUCUGGUCGCAGUACUGCAUCCUUCAUCACCAUCAGUGACAACAGUGACCAUGAUGUUCAAGGGGUUGAAGUUGAGUCAAACAUGGAAGUACAACAGUCGGAGCCCAGCGAUAUGAAUCUGUCCAAUCUUGGGGGAGUAGCGGGAUUAGACAGAGCAAAUGAAAGAAUCACGGCUCAGCCAUCGGAGAGAGAAAUCAGUCACUUAGAUUUUUUCAGGAAGAGGAAGUCCUCGGAUGAUCUGCAAACCGUGGUAGAAAGUAACCGUGUGCAUAAACUUCCAUGCCCUUCCAGCAAUUAUUGUAGUGGAUUUCUUGGCAGGACUUCGAGAAACGAUCACCUGGCCUCUAGCGCACAUGAAAGCUAUCCUUCUCAAGGUCUCGACAUCUUAUCAAAUUUUCAGAUUAAUGAAGAGAGGGAACCACCAGCUUUCUCUAUGUUAUGCCCUCAAUCGAGUCAAGCUUCUAUUUCAUCUAAUGCAAAUGAAAUUCAAAUUUCCUGCCAAAAUCCAGCUGCAACCCCACCACCUAUAGAGGACAUUUCUCGUUUUGAGAAAGAAGAUGAGCAUGUGGAGAACUCGAUUGAUAACUUAGUUUCAUCCUCUGAUCCAAAUGUUCCGCAGGUGAGGAAUCCUAAUAAUCAUGUGUGGUUUGAUGGGGUAAUAGAUGAUCAAAGUCCCAUCCGGAACAAAGUGCAACUUGUUGAAAGUAUGGGGGCUGGCCACAUCUUGGAAGAAACUAGCAAUGAAGUUGACAGUACUCCCAUGAGUCCAAACAUGAAUCUAUCCAUGGAUCAGAACAUAUUUCCAGUGCACGAAAUUCAGUUCGAGCAGAACCUAAUUAUAAGUGAUAUCAAUACUGAUACCUUCAGUUUUAACUCUAAUUCCAACAUGGCAUAUAAUGAUUACCAUAUGCAAGAAGAGAGCAUUUCCCUGUGGAAUUUCUAA